UUUAAACAUUUUAUGGAUAUUAUUCAAAUGCCAUUUUCUCAGUUUCAGUGAAAACUGAGCUCCCGCCAUGGCUGCACCGCUCCUUGUCUGUAACCACUUGUUCCCCCCCCUCGGAAAACCCCUAAUUUCUCACAAUACCGGAAUUCAUUCUCCUCAUCUCUUCUCUUUCCCUUUCCUCUUCCAUAAGAGUUUUCACCUGAAAAUCCCCAAAUUUCACAGGAAAGCCCUGAGAACUUAUCCUGUAAAUGCUCUGGAGACCAAAACCCUAGAAUUGAAGCCUCAGCUCCAAAAUCUGCAGAGCCCUCUUCUCCUUGAAGUUCAGGGCAUGAUGUGUGGUGCCUGUGUGUCGAGGGUCAAAACAAUUUUGCUUUCCGACGAGAGGGUGGAAUCGGUUGCAGUGAAUUUGGUAACAGAGACAGUGGCCGUGAGGUUAAGGAGAGGAGAGAGAAGAGAAACCCCAGAGUUGGGGGAAACCCUGGAAAUGUUGGCAGAGGAACUGGGUUUGAGGUUAAGUGAGUGUGGGUUUCCUUCUAAAAGGAGGGAUUUGAAUUUGGGGUUAGGGCAAAACGUGAGGAAAUGGAGAGAUGUGGUGGAGAAGAAGGAGGCUUCUCUUGUUAAGAGUAGGGUAAAGGUGGCUUUUGCUUGGGCUUUGGUGGCGCUUUGCUGUGGAACACAUGGAGCUCAUUCGUUGCACUCAGUUGGGAUCCACAUUGCUCAUGGGUGGUUUUGGGAACUUUUAGAGAAUUCAUUUGUCAAAUGUGGGAUGGCAUCGAUCGCUCUAUUUGGCCCUGGUAGAGAAUUGCUUUUAGAUGGCCUUGGAGCAUUUGCAAAGCGAUCCCCUAAUAUGAAUUCUCUCGUGGGAUUCGGAUCCCUUGCUGCAUUCAUUAUAAGUGCAGUGUCUCUGUUGAACCCUGGGCUUCAAUGGGACGCAUCGUUCUUUGAUGAACCGGUCAUGCUUCUUGGAUUUGUACUUCUUGGACGAUCUUUAGAAGAAAAAGCAAGGCUUGAAGCUUCUAGUGAUAUGAAUGAACUUUUGUCUCUGGUAUCUUCUCAAUCGCGUCUAGUGGUUUCUUCUUCAGAAGGGGAUCUUUCUGCUGAUAAGGUGCUUAGUGCUGAUUCUAUCUGCCUUGAAGUCCCGACAGAUGAUAUUCGAGUCGGGGAUUCGGUUUUGGUGUUGCCUGGAGAGACUAUCCCAAUAGAUGGGAGAGUUCUUGCAGGACGAAGUUUGGUAGAUGAAUCUAUGCUCACAGGCGAGUCCCUUCCUGUACUAAAAGAAAGUGGUCUUACUGUUUCAGCUGGAACAAUAAAUUGGGAUGGUCCAUUGAAAAUAGAAGCCUCCACUGCUGGAUCCAUGUCUACAAUUGCCAAGAUUAUUCACAUGGUUGAAGAUGCUCAAGGUCGUGAAGCUCCUAUUCAAAGGCUGGCUGAUUCAAUUGCUGGAUAUUUUGUGUAUAGUGUCAUGGCAUUAUCUGCAAUGACUUUUUGUUCUUGGUAUUACAUUGGGACACAUAUCUUUCCAGAUGUGUUGCUUAAUGAUAUAGCAGGGUCUGAGGGAAGCUCACUGCUUUUGAGCUUAAAGCUUUCUGUGGAUGUACUUGUUGUUUCUUGCCCUUGUGCUCUUGGCCUUGCUACACCCACAGCCAUACUUGUAGGCACCUCCCUUGGUGCAAAGCAAGGACUUCUCAUCAGAGGAGGUGAUGUGUUAGAAAGGUUGGCUGGUGUCGAUGUUGUUGCUCUAGACAAAACAGGAACCCUUACAGAAGGAAGGCCAGUUGUUACUUCAGUUGCUUCCUUGAAAUACAAAGAAGAAGAGAUCAUUCGUUUAGCUGCUGCAGUGGAGAAAACAGCUUCACAUCCAAUUGCCAAAGCUAUCGUAAAAAAUGCUGAAUUCCUAAAUCUGGAAAUCCCUCUCACUAGAGGGCAGCUUACUGAACCUGGGUUUGGAGCCUUAGCAGAGGUAGAGGGAAAGUUGGUUGCAGUUGGAACAAGGAAAUGGGUUCAUGAAAGUUUCCAGAAAAUAACCAGACAAUCUGAUUUAAGCGAGCUUGAAAAUGGUAUAAGAGAGUUGUCACCAAAUGGGUCUUCCACAUGUUACAACCCCAGUACUGUUGUAUAUGUUGGGCUACAGGGGGAAGGCAUCAUAGGUGCAGUUGCCGUGUCAGAUACCUUGCGGCGUGAUGCCAAAUCUAUGGUUGGAAGGCUCCAGCAAAUGGGAAUCAGGACGAUCCUGUUAUCUGGUGACAGGGAAGAGGCAGUUGCAAGCGUAGCAAAGAUAGUUGGAAUAGAUAGUGAGAAUGUAAAUGCUUGCUUGACUCCAUCGGAGAAGGCAUGUGCUAUAUCAACUCUGCAAACUCAGGGCCAAUGUGUUGCGAUGGUUGGUGAUGGCAUAAAUGAUGCACCUUCUUUGGCCACUGCUGACGUUGGUCUUGCAAUGCGAAUUCAAGAUAAAGACAAUGCUGCAUCUGAUGCAGCAUCUGUCAUUCUCCUCGGUAACAGGCUCUCACAGGUGGUAGAUGCAUUGGACCUUGCGAGAGCAACAAUUGGAAAAGUUCGUCAAAACCUGGCAUGGGCUGUGCUAUACAAUAUUGUUGCCAUUCCUGUUGCAGCUGGGGUGCUACUCCCACAUUUUGAUUUGGCUAUGACACCCUCUCUCUCAGGAGGACUGAUGGCAUUGAGCUCCAUAUUGGUUGUGACCAACUCUUUGCUUCUGAGAUUUGAUGCAAGAUUCCAGGGUCAGAAAGGAGUUCGACAAUUCGAAAGGAAUGUGUAAACCAAAUCUCUCUCUCUCUCUCGGAAAGGAGCUAGCCAUUCCAAAGGAAUUUGUGGACUAAAUGAGUUAUUCUCUCUCUUCUCUCUCAUGUCUGCCAUUAGAUUAUUUAUCUCUUUCAUGUAUGUCAUAAGAUAAGUCUCUCUUUCUCUCUGUCUCUCUCUCUCUCAUGUCUGUCAUAUUCAUGUAUGAUAACAUUCUAUUUUUGCCAAAAUGAUGAAUCAAACCAGAUCGUAUAUUGAAUUUGCA
Messenger RNA from Amborella trichopoda, 3016 nucleotides. Its product is annotated as copper-transporting ATPase PAA2, chloroplastic. Gene Ontology annotation, cellular component: membrane. Gene Ontology annotation, molecular function: P-type divalent copper transporter activity; copper ion binding; ATP hydrolysis activity. The record is from RefSeq and is a predicted model, not a curated record. NCBI's taxonomy places the organism in Eukaryota, Viridiplantae, Streptophyta, Magnoliopsida, Amborellales, Amborellaceae. Gene Ontology annotation, biological process: monoatomic cation transport; copper ion homeostasis.